UUUUUACUAAUAUGGCAACAUCUCCUCUGCUGUUUGCGUUGGGCCAGUCAGAUGGAGGAGGUGGGGUCAAGUGAUUAAGACAAAGGAGUUUCCUGCCCUGACAGGCCUUUAAACAAACAGAACUUAACAGCAGUUUAAGCGUAUCAUUCUAAAAGUGACUGUGUGCUGCUCCUUCCAGACAAAACGUAGCUCUGAUUAAAACCAAGCUGCUCCCUGCUGCUACGUUUAUUUUAUAUUACUCUGUAAUAUAAUACUUUAUAGUGUCGUAAUUUGCAAAAUAUUUAUAUUAAUGGAGCAGAUGUUUGAGGAUGCAAUACUGUAGUAUCGCUUUAAGUGUGUCUCUGUGAUUAUUCAGUGCACGUGUGUGAGACUGUGUCUAUGUCUGUCGCUGUUUUGGAAUCCAUCCCGUGUUGUAGUCAGAUCCCAGCCAGCAGCCUUACUUUAGCUGCAGGAGGAAGGGUGGAGGGUCAGGACGUCCUCCAGGUCUGAUGCUGUGGAGCAUGAACAGAUUCAGAAAAUAACUUUCCCCAACUGGAUAAAUGCUCAACCCACUAAGCAGGGGGCGGCAGCCCGGGGAUGACCCCCCGCUGAGAGCCACCGACAUGUCGGCCUGCGUGCAGCCGAGCAGCGGUCUCCUUCCACAGCAAAGCGUGGACAUCCCACAACAGGACCCGUCACCCGUGGAUGAGUCAGUGCCACUGGGUGACACCCUGAGACAAGGGCUGCAGGACGUUCCAGCCCAAAGCAGGGACCUCUGGACACAGCUGAGGAGCUUCACAGCUUCACGUGGAGCCCCAGAGCAGCUACGGAGAGUUCAUUCACUGCAGCAGACCCCCGCUCAUCUACAGGCUCUCAGAGGCGACACUGUGGAGACCAGAGAGGCCGAGUGGCCUGUCGCCUCAGCACAGGAAGGGUCCAGCAAAGACCUGGGUGAUGCUGAAAGUGACAGGAGGCGGAUGACUGUGGAGUGGAGACACCAGCGGAGCAGGUACAUGUUCCUAUCAGUAGUAUUUGAGUUGACUCAAGGUUCAUGUGCUUGUUGUGGAGCUUUUCAUCACACUACACAGGCUUCUUUUAACUCUCUCAGUGUCAGGAUGGCAUCUCUGGAGGCCCCCGCUGACCUCUCAGAUGAUCAGAUGGAACUGAUCUCACAAAAAAUACACAGGAUCAACACCAUCUUUAGAGAGUCUGUGGAAAUCUCCUCAUUCACUCCAACUGAUCAUCAACUAGUAUCUGACUUAAAGGUACAUUUUUACUAAAACCUUAAUUAAUUCUGUCGUAAUUGAUGCAUAUAUUGUUAUUA
Molecule: messenger RNA, 1303 nt
Organism: Betta splendens (Siamese fighting fish)
Lineage: Eukaryota; Metazoa; Chordata; Actinopteri; Anabantiformes; Osphronemidae
Exons: 5
Coding region: 540-1259 (239 amino acids)
Source: RefSeq, a predicted model, not a curated record